Exaiptasia diaphana is the source of this 1933-nucleotide messenger RNA. Its product is annotated as protein ATP6V1FNB. The transcript has a single exon. Lineage: Eukaryota; Metazoa; Cnidaria; Anthozoa; Actiniaria; Aiptasiidae. The coding region runs from base 182 to 715 and encodes 177 amino acids. The record is from RefSeq and is a predicted model, not a curated record.
UCAUUCAUGAUGCGCUCGCUGGGCUUUCUGGGAGAUUUAUGGUCACCAUAGCAACGUUUGUUGCUAAUCGUGUCACACAUUCCUGAAGACAUUCUAAAGUUGUGCGGAACUGAUUCUUCGAAUAGUAAACAUCAAAACCUUCCUGUUUUACCCUCCAAAACAGGACAACUAACUCUUCAAAAUGGUGCGAGAGUUGAAUAUGGAUACACAGAGGCAGAAUUUCUGGAAGGAAUCGAUAAACAAAGAAGCAAUGGUCAGACUUGCUUGGCACAAUCGAUACUCAAAAGAGUUCGCUCGCUCGACGUUUGUUGCUAAACCACGGCAGCAAGGACUGACAAUCCAAUCUCCAGGAACCCACAAAGUUUCUGACACGAAAAAAGGAACUAAAGGCCUCCAAGCCUCGACUAAAGAGAAGUUUGAAGAAGCAGCGAAGAAAAAUCCCGAAGCGCUUCUUGUUGAAAUGCGACCCGUCUCUACGAAUACAAAAGCAUUACUCUACAAGGGAUUCAGCGCACUCGGCGAGGGACGCUACCAGUAUCUACAACAAAGAAAACUUAAGAAACCCGAAGACAAAUAUGAAUUUCCCAUCACAAGCGCUUGGGAAGUUGGCUGGAAAAUCAAUGAAUAUGUCCCAAACCUUCGUGGCGAGCAAUUCGGCAGAACGAAGGUCAUUCGCGACUCUUUCUACAGACCCAAUGGUAUUUUCUACCACUAAAUACAGCAAAAGUACUUCUUAUCUCAGCAAGGAAACUCUGUUCUCUACAAAUGAGCGAACAAUUAGUAUGCCUGGUUGUAAUGUGGAUUUAAACGCGAGUAUGUUUAUGCUAAGUAUUACCAUGAUUAGCGCCCUGUGUGACAAUUUCGACAAGACGGCUUAGCAGGAGACAUGGCUUGUUUACAACUUUUAUUAUUGAUAAUUUUAUAGCAAGAAAGUGUUGCAUAUUAAAAACCAUAACUUUUGUUGUUAUGGUUACUUCUAAAUCAGAGUCAAUAACACAUGGAACAUUAUUCAGACACCGUGAAGAUAAGUUUGGCUUGAAGUCUUCCGUUCUAGCGUUCUGUGCAUGACAUCUAUCAAUCCGUAAUCUACUUUGCCAAGAMUUAAUAUUUUCCUACAGAAUACGUUUUGAAAAGAUUGAGCAGAAAGCUAAGAUCGACGGAUUCCUUGGCAAACUUGUGUUGACAAACUUUUAUGAAUUAUAAAACAAUUGCCAUCAAUAAAUGAAAAUCCUUUCAAACAAUAGAACCUUUUAUGCUUUUGUUUCAAAACCAGGUGUAAUUGAACUUUUUUUUUCUCGAUACAUUAUAAUUAUUCGCUCUGGCGUCUGCUGUUCUCUACAGAGCUUUAUAACAUGUUAUAAAGUGCUCUUUUAAAGUGCUCAAGUAAAUAGAACUGUACGAAACACGUAGUCUAUCCUGCGAGAAGAGUCUUGCCUAAAUGAGUUUUAAGGACUUUGUACACGAAAAUCAGUAGAGAGGGACAAAUGUCCAUCGUACUUCGAGGCUGCGUUUCGCGUCUGGUAUUGAAACAGAGAAGCAACUUUUUUGCCACGUUUACGGCAAAGGCAAAAUGACCACCCUAUCUAUAUAGGUCCGUUUAUACUGUGCAGUUUUCUCAACUUGUCUUGUAACUCCGUCAAAAAACUAGGCAAGAAUUUUAAUUCUUAAAAGAAGGCGGAAUGAGAAACUAAUUUUCAGAUAAAUGAAAGAAAGAUUUUCGCAGCGCUAUCGGUUUGUCUUCUUGAGUUUUGAGCAUUUUGUGAAGCCAAGAGUGUGCCAAAAAUAGAGCAUACAAACUCAAAACCGUACGCAAUUUGUUGAAUUUAUUGAUAAAAUAUGCAGUUAUUGAACUGCUGGUUGUCGUAUUUUGCGCGUUUAAUUUAAUUUUGCACUAUCACAUUUUAGUACAAUACAAACUAUUCUGGUAACAAGA